CGAACACUUCCAUCCGUACACAGAAGUCGAUAUGCCCUCUCCGCUUCCAUCCCGGCCAUUCAGUGUGAUCUUUUCCCCACGUGUUCUUCGCACAGUUUAGUUAUAGUUGUUCAGAUCUUCCCCUGUGGCAUGGCAUGUGUGGCAAGGGCCAUGCGUUGCCGCCUACAUCGAUGUAUGUAGUGGCGAUAUGUAGUCACGCGGCGAAUUCCCAAACCAUCUGAAUAUAGGAUUUGAAUACGUUCAUGGCAACCGUGUUGCGGUGAGCCGCCGACACUUCUUGCACGACGUGCGAAUGUACAGCAGCGUACGCAUGAGCGGAGUGGGCAACGUGUUGUUUCGAUGUCAGACAUCUUCCAGUGAAGUAGAAUUCAGUACACUUUGUAUAUAUUCAGAGCGUUGCAGCGGUGCGCGUUGUCGAGGUGGCUCUCUUUUGUUCUUGCCAGCUGGUGGUUCGAGAGUCUGAGCGUGACCAUGUGAAAUAGGCGUGAUCGCCCCCGCAUGUAUCGAGCAUCCGUUUGAACGGACAAGUCAAGACAUUUGGUACGACAAUGUUUGUCUGUGUUACCAUGUCCUAGCUCCACGCCAGCGCACGAUGCCGUUUGCUUUAAGUACUGGCGAUUCCCCACCCAGCAGGCCGUUCCAAAAUCUGUGCGACAUUUGUUUCUGGGCACUCUGGUUGCGUGCUCCUCCGCUGGAGGAAGGCGCCAUCCCUCCUUUUUAUCUUGCUUAUCCACCCCUCUUGCUCACAGGUCCUGGUAAGGGAAUGCGGGCGGCCUCUUUUGCGCAAGGCCUCUAGCGGGGAAUGUGCGGUGCCGUAUUUGCGUGCCUGGUGCCUCCUUGGCCUGGCCCGGUCUGUGGUGGAGCCGGCGAGCGCGGCAGCGGCGAUGGCGCGAGUGCAUCACCUUGCCUUGGUGGAUGCUCUGGCCCAGUUCGGCGGCCGCGCGGCGGAGCAGGACCUGGCCGCUCUCCUGCACGUCCCCAUGAAGGAGAGGCGCCGGCAGCUGCAGCGCCAGCUGGACGCCGCCUUCGGCAGCCUCCCGGACCCAAAGCUCGCGGAACGGAUGGGUCUCAUUGCUGCCAGCAUCCACGCCGCCGUAGGUCUGCCGCAGGCCAGCGGCCUUACUGCCGUCGUGCCCCUGGUUUGCCGCGCGCCAUGCGGGGUUCCCGGCGGGCGGGGCGAGCCCCCCCCCCCCCCCGCCUUUUUUUUGUAUUGUUUUCUUUGCAUUCUGCCACUUGAUUCCUUUAGCGCUAAUAAAACGAAUUCAGUGCCGGCGUGCCUUGCCCUGCAGCGUGGAGGUUCUAGGGUGCGAUUAAUGCGCCGUGCCGUGCCGUGUUCUGUUCAUGUGUCGGGCCCUGCCGAGCUUGAGCUCCAGUAGAGUGCGAAAAGCGUGCCGUGCCCUAACUACCGCGCCGCACCCACGUACCGUGCCAUGCGCCGUACCAUGCCCUCGUUCCGUGCCGGG
Prorocentrum cordatum is the source of this 1463-nucleotide messenger RNA. The record is from the annotation of a GenBank genome assembly. Lineage: Eukaryota; Dinophyceae; Prorocentrales; Prorocentraceae.